AGUUUGGGGACAGUGGGGUGGGGUGGGGUGAACCCAAGGGGGAGUCCGGAGUUAAAUAGUACAAAAGCCUGAAGCUCCGACAGCUCAGGACAGGACCAGGAGGACUGACUGGCAGGAGAGGUAAAGUAAACCGCUGUCCUGCCCACCUUCUCAUCGCCGCUCCUGCUCCAUCCCCAACCCCGUCUGGAAGCUACGGCCCAGGAGCCAGGACUCAGCUGCCAGUUCUGUUCCCAGAAAAAAUAACGAACAACAACAACAAAAAAAAACAAGGGCAAAAGAAGUCCCACCAGCCAGUCCCUUUGGAUCCCAUGGCGGGGCUGAGUCCAACGCAGCUACGGAAGUUUCAGGAGGAUGGAUUUCUGGUCCUGGAAGGAGUAUUUUCCCCAAAAGAGUGUGAUAUCAUGAGGGAGCAAAUCCAGAAGAUCAUAGCAAAAAUGGAAGUCCCAUCUCACUGUCGCACUGAAUUCUCUACUCAAGAAGAGGAACAGCUACGAGUCCAGGGCAAUACGGACUAUUUUUUGACCAGUGGAGACAAGAUUAGGUUCUUCUUUGAAAAAGGAGUGUUUGACAAGGAAGGCAAUUUUCUAGUCCCACCAGAGAACUCUAUCAAUAAGAUUGGUCAUGCUCUGCAUGCUCAUGAUCCUGUUUUCAAGAGUGUUACCCACUCACUUCAGGUGCAGGAGUUGGUCAAGAGUCUGGGGCUUGAAAUACCCGUGGUAGUUCAAAGCAUGUACAUCUUUAAGCAACCACACUUUGGCGGGGAAGUUACCCCGCACCAGGAUGCCACCUUUCUCCACACUAAGCCACUGGGCCGAGUGCUGGGUGUUUGGAUUGCCCUGGAGGAUGCCACCCUGGAGAAUGGCUGCCUCUGGUUCAUCCCUGGCUCCCACACAGGUGGCAUUUUCCGAAGGAUGGUACGGGUGCAGACAGACUCUGUGGGUAGCACCAACUUCAUAGGCUCUGAACCAAAUUACAAGGAUAGCCGUUUCAUCCCUACUCCCAUUCGGAAAGGGGGUCUUAUCUUGAUACAUGGAGAAGUCGUUCAUAAGAGUGAGCUGAACCUCUCCACCCAUUCUCGCCAUGCAUACACCUUCCACAUCAUGGAAUCCAAGGAUACUCACUGGAGCCAGGAUAAUUGGCUUCAACCAACACCAGAGCUGCCCUUCCCACUACUGUACACUUAAUGCCAAUCAGCAAGAUGGAUUUCCCUCUCCUUCCAGGUGAAGACUUGGGCCUAAUGUAUGGAUACAUCAAAUCACUCCCUGUUACCCUAGAGGUAGGAGUGAACUGUGUUACACCAUCACUUGGAUUUUAUAACCUAGGCCUGAUGCUCCCUCUGCCCACUGGGAAACAUGGCCCUUAUUUUUGUCCUGGACAACUGAAUACCUACCACCUCUGGUUCUCUUCUUGGGAUCAACCCCUGAAUUACCCUCAGACUCCCCUGGUAAAGAAGAAAAUAACCUGGUGUGUGGAGUUGGGGGGGAAACUAUAGGGAAGGGGGGAAGGAGCAUAGAGGGAAGAGGACAUGAAUGAAGGUCAUCUAAAGUGACAGUCAUUGAAUAAAAAACUACCAAAUGCAUAAGAUAUUUUCUGGUGUACUUUUACCA
Messenger RNA from Sarcophilus harrisii (Tasmanian devil), 1607 nucleotides. It is a transcript of the gene PHYHD1, whose product is annotated as phytanoyl-CoA dioxygenase domain containing 1. The record is from RefSeq and is a predicted model, not a curated record. The transcript is spliced from 11 exons. Lineage: Eukaryota; Metazoa; Chordata; Mammalia; Dasyuromorphia; Dasyuridae. The coding region runs from base 309 to 1184 and encodes 291 amino acids.